Messenger RNA from Haliotis rubra (blacklip abalone), 899 nucleotides. Its product is annotated as smr domain-containing protein C11H11.03c-like. The record is from RefSeq and is a predicted model, not a curated record. The transcript has 7 exons. Lineage: Eukaryota; Metazoa; Mollusca; Gastropoda; Lepetellida; Haliotidae. The coding region runs from base 445 to 810 and encodes 121 amino acids.
AGACAUCAAACCGUAUUCAAUGUUGACCUCAAAGAAUCGAUUGCCUGACAACGUGGUCAAAGGGAAGUAACGACGAGUGUUUCAUCAGGCCCGUUCACUCAGCAGAUCAGAUCGGAUUACGCUGUCACUGUCCUGGCGGUCUGGAGAAGACGGCAACGAUUGAAAGGCCAUGGGGAUAGUGAAGUCUAUCUUUCAGAGUGAUACAUCGGGUGAUGACACCAGAAAUGAAAAGCAAGUGCUGACGGGCAGCAGAUAUCCCCAGUACCAAAUUUCAGACGCAAGCCCGUCAACAAAAGGGCAUAUUGAAGGGCUACGGGCGAAGGCCAAUGACCAUCGUAAGCGAUACCAUGAUCUGUCUGGGCGUGCUAAAAACAAGCCUACAGUAGCGGACACAAAGCAGACGCUCACUUAUUUUCACAGCAGGCUCACGCCAAUAAGGAGGAUAUGGAGGACGCCAACGGAGAAGCCGUGGACCUUCUGAUCCGUCAACAGCAAGAUUCGAUCAACCAGGGAGAGCUCGAUCUGCACGGAUUCUACGUGGAUGAGGCUAUUGAUUGUGUGGAAGAUGUGCUAGAUCAGCAUAGACAAGCCGACCAGUCAGGCAGACACCAACUGACGGUUAUCACUGGGAAGGGUCUCCACAGCACUGACGGCGUUGCUAAGAUACGUCCGGCUGUCAUCGCCUAUCUCGAGAAGCAUAAAUAUAAGUACACUCUUUCCCCGGGUGUAAUUACAGUAGACAUCCAGAGAGGUGCACGUGCCACUCCAAGACCACGGGGGAACAAGCAGGAAUGCUGCCUCAUCUGUUAACAUUCAACCAAUCACUUGCCCUCACUACCAUCACUGCGGGGCCGGUGGGGUAGCCCAGGGGUUAAAUCGUUCGCUCGUCACGAUGAAGA